Messenger RNA from Zea mays, 3553 nucleotides. RefSeq lists its product as uncharacterized. The transcript is spliced from 3 exons. Bases 750 to 3227 code for a protein of 825 amino acids. The record is from RefSeq and is a predicted model, not a curated record. NCBI's taxonomy places the organism in Eukaryota, Viridiplantae, Streptophyta, Magnoliopsida, Poales, Poaceae.
CGGCCAACGAGGGGAGCACGACAGUCAGACAGCUACGACUAGGACUAGUAGGAGGGAGACUGGGAGGAUAGUUCUGCAAUGGCUUGGCUGGCUGGCUGAUGCCAUGAUUGCUCCUGCGCAACUUUCCGGCCGCCCGCAGGCCGCAGGCAUCGCCGCGCAUCAAGGUCAGGGUCGCCGCUGCCUUUCCGUGCCGGCCGACCAAAGCGUUUCAUUUGUGCCGGUGGCGUGGUGUCGCACUGUCGCUGCUGCCUCUACCUCCGAAGCAAGGAAUCCUAGCAGAGGAAAAAGCAGAGACACGCUGCACUGCGGCUCCGUGCUGUUUGCUUCGCUUUAUUCCCCUUCCUUGUUCCAGCACCAGCUCUCCUCUCCCCUGUCACUCUCCAUCCGGCCAUCCCGCCGCCCACCCUUUCCCCCAUCCGCCGAACCCUUCGCCUGCUGCGUCCGUCUGGUCCGAGGCGUUUCCGUUCCUGACGCCAAGAACGAGCUCUUCUACGUACGCCUGCACGCUGAGGUGGUUUCUUUGCUCCUGCCUGCCACCGUCGUCGAUUCUUCUUCUUAUUCUUUUCCCCUUGGUCCGUAGCCAUUGUUGGUUGGUGUCAUAUACUUUCAUGCUUCGUGUCCUCCUGCUCCUUCCAUUCCUCUCCUUCCCGUAGCCAUUGUUGGUCCUUUUACCUGUUAUAUAUUGUUUAGAUCUCCGCGUCCGCAGGCAGGGCCGAAUCCAGUUGAAGGCAGGCGGCGAAGAGCCAAAGAUGGGACUCGACGCAACCAACGCCCUGCUGCACAUCAAGAGCGCGUUGCGUUCUUCCGCCAGGCUUGCCUGCCAGUCCGCGUCCGAGUACCCCGUGGCGCUCGGCGUCGGCACGCUGCUGCUGUUCCUGCACAGGCUCUGCCCUGCCCUGCUCGCUCUCCUCCUGUCCUCGUCGCCGGUGUUCCUGCUAACCGCGCUUCUGCUCGGGGCGCUGCUGAGCUACGGGGAGCCAGGUGACGGCGCUCCAGCGACCGGAGACGGAGAGGGCCCGUCCCCCCCUGAUGCUGUGGCUGUGGCUGUGGCUGUGGCUGUGGCUGUAUCCACACCAUCCGUUGCUGAGUCUUGUCCAGCAGUUGCCGUGGAGGUUCAGCGUGUCGCCGCCGUCGCCCACAUGCCAAGGAGUUCUUCUGCGAGCCCCGUUGUCCGCGCCGAGGAAACAACGUCCGGUACCACCUUCUUCCAUGAAGCCCACCGUGACGAGGGCAGUAUCGUCGCAUCUGUCUCUGCUGACGACGCUCUUCGCCGCGCGGAAGUUGUUGUUGUGGAAAGAGAGGAGCAGCCGGCCACCAAGGAAAUCUGCGAGAAUGUUCAGCUGCGGCAGUUUCGGAGCAGCGCUGGUGAAGGUGUUCCGAUCGAAGUGGACAGCAAAGCUUCUGGAGCUGUUUCGCUUGAUGCUCGGUGGGUGGCUAUGGAGUCUUCUAGCUUUCACAGGGACAACGGUGCCAUCGCUGAAGGAGAGGGAGAGGAGGAUGAGCAUGUUAAGGAGAUAUGCCAGCAGGCUGAGAGCGCCGUCGCAGGGAGGUGUGGUGGCUAUGGAGUUUGCAGCCAGUAUCAGUUCGGUGAGCUCAUGAGCUCGUGUUGGCAACCUGUUACGCGGCAGGAUCCUUGUUCCGAGUCCGAGUCGGAUUCUAGUGAAAGCUCUUCGGAUGCGUCGAUCAGUGACAUCAUACCGAUGCUCGACGAGCUGAACCCGCCUGUGGACUUGGGUGCUGGCCACCCUUCCUCAGCCUUCAGAGAGAAGUUGAGCGCCGGCUCAUCGGAUGAUGAAGAUGGCUCGGAGGAGGACAAUAACCUUAGCUCAGAUGAAGAUGGAGAAGAGGAAGAGGAGGAGGAAGAGAAAGGUGAUGGAAACAACUGGAAGGGCUCUGUGGAUCCAAACUCUCUGGAAGCUGAAGAAAAGAACGGGAGCUCGGAGAGUCUGAUGGCGCGGCGAAGAGCAAAGAACGCUCUCGUGUUCGAUCUCGACAGGAGGCUAAUGGACCUGCAGGCAGCUGAUGCAGUCUCGAAAAUGGAGGCGGCGUCACGCUUCCGCGUCCAGGUGCCCUCCAUCUCCACACCGAGGCGGCCUGGCCCUUCAGACGAUCCAGCAGAGGGGGACACAGUGGAGCUGCCGCAGAUCCCUGGCUCGGCGCCGCCGUCCGUUCUGCUUCCACGGAGGAAACCAUCCGAUGAUGCUCCGUUCGACGACCAGAUCGUGGACCGCGACAGGCGUCUGCAGGAGACCUGGACUCCUCCUCGCUCAGGCUUUCCAUCAUCAGCACAGGGUAGUAGGACACCUGACACUGGCAGCUUGUUCGUGAGGCCGUCUUCUUCUCCGCGACAUGGCAGUGGCGUGGUAGAAGUAGAAGCAGAGGAGCCUGGAUUGUCCGGUGCCAAAGAUGCCGCUGACGACCACUCGGAGUCGGAGAGCGGUUCCGAGGAGGAACCGCCGCUUCCGCUUGGCAGCAAUGGCAGGCUAUUCGGCUCGCUGGAACCGCGUAUUGGCGACGAGAUCAGAAUUCUGGGCGCGGCGGUCUCAGACGUGUGCGUGCUAGAACUAGAAGCAAAUCUGGGAAGAAGUAAUGGAGGCAGCGCUGGUUCCAUCGACGCCGCAGAUUCCUCUCAUGUCCAAAAGCCCGUGUCGAGCAGCGGGUCGGAUGAUGCGGACGAUUCAGCUUCCGCAGAUGCAGGCAAUGCGCGAUCGGUAGUACUGCGUCCUCUAUCUGAAGAAGAAGAAGAAGACGGCGGUGCUGAGGAACACGUCGUCGUUGAUGAAGAAGGAGAAGAAGGCUCCAUGAGCGAGGCCACCUCGCUGUUCAAGUGCCGCAUGGAGCAAGUGCUGGUGCAGUCCGUUUCGGAGGCCGGCGUAGGGCAGCCCCUGGCGGUUGGACCCGGGCGUGAGCGGCUGAGCCUGAGCGAUGCUCUGUUACCUCCUGCGACCCCUUUGGUUGUUACUGGUGAGGCGAGACCGUCGGCAAAGGAGCUGCUGAGCUCACGGCUUGCUCAGGUGGAUGGAGAAGAAGCGCUGGCGCCGGUGAUGCCUGCUGCUGCUGGUAGCCCAGAGUCGGAGCUCAUGUGUGCUGUUGGUUGCGGUGUGCUGGGUCGUGACGCAGAACCUGCUUCGGAGGACGACGCCAACGACCCUACUACUACUACUCAUGUGCCGUCAAGCAUCGGCGGCCGCGGCGGCGGCGACAUUGCUGGUGAUGGCCAAGUAUAACCCUGCUUGUGCUUGCUCAAGGUGGUGGUGGGAAUGGGCGAGGGAGACGUCAUCGUCUUCUCGGAUGUGUGUUUUUUGAUCUUCGGAGAGAAUGGAGUGCGCAUGUGUAUGGUGGUCUGUUCUUUUUUUUUUCUUUUUUCUGUUUAGUUUAGUUCGUCUGUUCAUACUUGUUCCUUUUCUUUUUUUUUUUAUUGUCGAAUUCGGAUGGACAAAGUAGGGCGACGCAUGCAGUUUGGUAGCAGCGUGGAUCGCUGGUUGUUUCGUGUAACGCGUGCCGAGUGCAGUUUUUUUUAAAAAAAAUUAUACAUGUCUUCUUCUUCGUUUGA